AUGAAGUUUUCACAUAGUGUGCAGUUCAACGCUGUGCCAGAUUGGAGCUCCAACUAUAUCGCGUAUAGCAACCUAAAGAAAUUGAUCUACACGCUUGAAAAACAAGUCAAUAGUACCGAGGGCCAAUCCACCACCGAUGUCGAGUCUGCACCGCUACUGGGUGCCCAAAUCAGCAACCCAGAUGCAGUCUUCAAGCGCGCUCUCGAUGCAGAGAUGGAUAAGAUCUGUACCUUCUUCCAGAAGAAGCAGGCGGAGAUUUUCGAACUCGCCGAGGAGCUUUCGCAGGAUGCUCAUGUCUACCUCUCCCAGACCGACGGUGUCAACAUGGACCCUGUCAGUGAAACAAUCAUCAAGGCUAGCUCCCGUCGAGGUGAUGGGCCCCCAGGCCCGCGUCGGCGAUCUAGUGGCGUCAGCAAUGAUUCCAUGGCCGACGACGAGGAAGGGUUUAGUGACGACGACCGGUCGACCACCCUCCCCCAGCGUCGGCGGCUGAUGCAGUCGACAGAUGGUGAAUCUGGCACAGACGACCCGCACGGUGACCUCGCAGACUCCUCAUUCUUCGGGCAACCGGCCGGGUCUGAUAUGCAUGGAUCCUACCUGAACGACGAGGACUUUCUCGCUCUGUAUAACACCGGCAUUUCGUUGAAGAAGCGCCUGAUUGAGGGCUACGUCUCGCUCUGCGAGCUUCGGUCCUUUAUUGAGUUGAACAAGACUGGCUUCGCUAAAGCUUUGAAGAAAUACGACAAGACCUUGUACCGCAACUUGCGUCGUGACUACCUGGCCUCCGUGGUCCACCCCGCGGCGCCGUUCGUCGAAAGUACUAUGGCUGGGGUCGAUAGUAAUAUCGAGAAUAUUGAGGGUGUCUACGCGGCUAUUGUCACCAAGGGUAAUAGGCAGCUAGCCAGGCGCGAGCUACGUCUGCAUCUGCGUGAGCACGUUGUGUGGGAGCGAAACACUGUUUGGCGUGAGAUGAUCGAGAUCGAGCGACGUGCACAGGCUGCAAAUGUUGGUAUUCGUCGGACCCUCCUGGGUGGCGAUGAGGAUCCGGCCACUGCACGACGCCAGGGCGAUAAAAAUGAGAUUCGUACCCAGGAAAUCUCAACGCCUCUUGGUCGGUUCCAAUUCCCCCUAUGGUUUUGCAGCUUAAGCUUUGGCACGUUGGUUCUUAGUGUCGCCGUUUUCGGUGCUUUGCUCUCCAUGCAGACCAUGGAAACCCCCGAGCAGCAGAACUGCUUGGCCAUGCUGGUCCUUGUUAGUAUACUAUGGGCCACAGAGGCGAUCCCACUGUUCGUAACCUCACUCCUGAUUCCAUUUUUGGUUGUCACACUAGGCAUCAUGAGGUCAGACGAUGAGCACCACAAGCGACUUGGACCCAAGGAGUCCGUGGGUAUGGUAUUCGCGGCAAUGUGGACCCCCGUGAUCAUGCUCCUCCUUGGUGGUUUCACCAUUGCAGCAGCACUAUCCAAGUACGAUAUCGCCCGGCGCAUGGCCAUGUUUGUGCUCAGCAAAGCCGGUUCGAAGCCGUCGACUGUCCUGCUCACUAACAUGUUCGUGAGUAUGUUCCUGAGCAUGUGGAUCAGUAACGUUGCAUCUCCGGUGCUCUGCUACUCGAUCAUCCAACCUUUGCUGCGCAACAUGCCCCCAGAGUCGGACUUCGCCAAGGCUCUCGUGCUCGGUAUCGCCCUGGCCGCCAAUGUCGGUGGUGCGGCAUCCCCAAUUGCCUCCCCUCAGAACAUCAUCGCUCUGCAGAACAUGUUCCCAAACAUUAGCUGGGGCACAUGGUUCUUCAUUUCAUUGCCAGUCUGCAUCAUUUCAAUCCUGCUGAUCUGGGCCUUGCUUCUGGCGACGUUCCGUCCCGGCCGCAAUGCCACCGUUAUUCCUAUCCGCCCGGUCAAGGAUCGAUGGACUGGUAUGCAAUAUUUCAUUAGUAUCGUCACUAUUGUGACCAUUGCUCUGUGGUGUGCUAGUCACCAACUAGAACACGUCUUCGGUGACAUGGGUGUCAUUGCCAUUAUUCCUCUUGUCAUUUUCUUCGGAACGGGUAUUCUCAACAAGGAAGACUUCAACAACUUUUUAUGGACGAUCAUCAUCCUCGCCGCCGGUGGACUAUGCCUGGGCAAGGCAGUCACUUCCUCCGGUCUUCUGCAUACUAUUGCCGCCGACAUCACCACCCGUGUCGAGCAUCUCAGUUUGUACGGCGUAUUGUUGGUUUUCAGCGCUCUGAUCCUCGUCAUCGCCUCUUUCAUCUCCCACACCGUCGCUGCUCUCAUCAUCCUGCCUCUCGUCCGCCAAAUUGGCGUCAACAUGGAAGAUCCUCACCCCAACCUUUUGGUCAUGGCCAGCGCCUUGAUGUGCUCCGUCGCUAUGGCUCUGCCCACUAGUGGCUUCCCUAAUAUGACUGCCAUUAUGACCGAGGUUCCCCAGACAGGCCAGCGGUAUCUCCAGGUCCGCCAUUUCCUUACUCGCGGUAUUCCAUCCAGUCUGAUGGCCUUUGCUGUGAUCGUCACGCUUGGCUAUGGAUUGAUGUGGGUCGCAGGGUUAUAG
Penicillium salamii is the source of this 2544-nucleotide messenger RNA. The record is from the annotation of a GenBank genome assembly. Lineage: Eukaryota; Fungi; Ascomycota; Eurotiomycetes; Eurotiales; Aspergillaceae.